GCAGAAGCAGUGCUCUUCAACCUCGCCACCGAGAUACAGAAACUGGUCGCUUCCACCACCUAUUCCGAGAUCCAACUUGUACGCGGUGCAAGAGAUGAGCUCCAAAGUCUUAAAGAUACCAUCGAGACCAUCCAAGCUGGGCUUUUGGAUGCCGAGAAGCAGCAAUGGCACAACCUCCAGGUCAAGCACUGGCUCAAGAGGCUCAAAGACGUGAUGUACGACGCGCAGGACUUGCUCGACGAUGUAGCAACCGAAGAUCUCAAGCGAAAGGUCACUUCCGGAAACACGAUUCCGAAAGAGGUACGAGUUUUCUUCUCCAAAUCAAAUCAGCUUGCACAGUGGCUAAUAAGAUUCGAAAACUUAGGAAGAAACUGGAUCAGAUUAAAAAUGAUAAGGACUUCCAUUUAGAGCCUCAUCUGAGUGAGGCAACUGUUGCUGUUGGGAGGAGGAGGACAACUCACUCUUUUGUCCGUGACGAAGAAAUAAUUGGUAGAGAAGAGGAUCAGAAAGAGAUCAUCGCACGCUUGUUAGACUGCUCCUCCGGAAAGAGUGUUUCGUUUGUUUCCAUCGUCGGUAUAGGAGGACUCGGAAAAACCGCGCUUGCUCAGCUAGUAUACAAUGAUGACAGGGUGAAAGGCUAUUUCGAACUGAAGAUGUGGGUGUGUGUAUCUAACCUCUUUGAUGAGGAUUUGAUCAUCAAAGGAAUACUGAAAUCUGCCCAAGAUGAGUAUCAAGGGGAUCCUGAGAUGAGUAAUCUGCAAGACAUUGAGAACAAGUCUAAGGACCAGUUGCAGAGGCUACUUCGCAGGGUAAUAGACGGGAAGAAAUACUUGCUUGUUUUGGAUGACCUGUGGAAUGAAGAUCGCCAUAGAUGGUUGGAGCUCCAACGUUUGCUUAUGGGUGGUUCAUGGGGGAGCAAGAUACUCGUGACCACACGCAAUCAGUCGGUCGUGCAGGCUACAGAUGCAAAAUCAGCUAUCCAUGUUCUACGUGGGUUAUCUGGAGAGAAGUCGUGGGAGUUGUUCAAGAUGAUGGCUUUUGGAGAUGGGGAAGAAUCAUUAGACCACAAAAUGAAGGAGGUAGGCCUAGAUAUUGUUAAAAAAUGUGCUGGUGUUCCCCUUGCCAUCAGAACUAUAGGCAGCCUUUUAUAUGGCAAAAAGGAAACUGAGCGGCUUUAUUUCAAAGUGCGUGAGUUUUCCAAAAUAGAUAAAUUGAAUGAUGGAAUCAUGGAAGUUCUCAAGCUCAGCUACGAUCAUCUUCCGUCGUGUUUGAAGCAUUGUUUUGCUUACUGUUCGUUGUUCCCAAAAGAUUAUGUCUUUGAUAAACAGACAAUGAUUCAGCUUUGGAUGGCACAAGGCUUUAUUGAGUCAUUGGACGGGAAUGAGGGACUAGAAGAUAUCGGGGAUAGUUAUGUCUCGGACCUACUGUGCCGGUCAUUCCUUGAAGUUGUAGAGCUCGAUCAUGACACGAGUGAGGUGAAAAUGUUCAAGAUGCAUGAUCUCAUGCACGAUCUUGCCUUGAAAGUCGCAGGAGAUGAGUGCAAGCUAAUUAGCCUCAAUGAAGGCGACAUUGGCGGAGGAAUUCGGCAUGCAUCAUUUGCUUCAAAUUCGUCCUCGCUAAAGGAAUUGACAUCUCUAUUUGAAGCGACCAAUCUACGAACGUAUCUCUCUUUGAAGAGCACACGACCAUCUAUGCAGAACUUGUCUCAGAAUGAAUAUCAUGGAAUUUUCUACAAGUUUAUGCAUUGUCGAACGUUGGCAUUGGGCUAUGCAGAUUUUUGUAUCCCCCCUUCCUUGGGGAGUCGGUUGAAACACUUGAGAUUUCUUGAUGUUUCUGAAAACCAAUCCAUCCAGAGCUUGCCGGAUUCAGUAACAGAUUUAGUGAACUUGCAAACCCUUAAACUCUCCGGAUGUAGGAAGCUUACCAUACUACCGACAGACUUGAGAAAAUUGGUCAACCUUAGGCACCUCUUAAUUGAUGGGUGUGACUCACUGAGCCACAUGCCACCCGGGUUGAACCACUUGUCUUCGCUGCAGACUUUAUCCCAAUUCAUCGUGCAAAAGACGAACCAUAAAGUAGAUGGUGGCGUGGGGAGAGUAGAUGAACUGGGUAUGUUAGACAAAUUAGCAGGGUCCAUUACUCUUGCAAAGUUGGAGUUCCUUCAACCGGCGCCGAACAAAGGUUACUUGAGGGAAAAGCGACGUCUCCGUUCGUUGGAGUUGAAGUGGUCGGCGGACCAGCAAGAAGACAACAGCGAGAGCAAUGAAUUGAUCGUGUGGGAAAACCUCAGACCACACCCAAAUCUGGCCCAUUUGACCAUGUUCGCUUCUAUGGGCAGGAGUCCGCCAAGCUGGCUUUCCUCCAUUAGAAACCUGGUUGAGCUCAAACUCUAUACAUGUCGAAAAUGGACGUACUUGCCAUCCCUGAGUGAACUCCCUUUGCUAAGGAAGUUGAAUCUCGUGGGCUUGGCUGCUUUGGAGUUCGUUCAAGAGAUGAGCGAAACAGGUAAAACUGCACCCCUCUUCUUCCCAUCCCUCGAGAGACUAUUCCUCCUCAACUGUCGCAAUGUGAAAGGAUGGUAUGGAAGAAGGCAACUGGUUGGAGCAGAUCAGGGGCAUCACCGGUACGAUUCACAGUCUUCAUUCCCAAGGCUAGCGUCCAUGCAAAUAUCGAGCUGUCCCAACCUGAAUUCCAUGCCAUUGUUCCCCUGGAUAGAAAGCUUGAGAUUAGAUGGAGGUAGCGCAAAGUUGUUGGAACAAGAAGUGAAGGCCGCUCCAAACUGUCCAUCAGAAGCCGUGCUAGUAUCCACAUUCAUGCCUCUUUCUAAAUUGAAGAAACUAGAUUUUCAUGGUGCGGUGGAUCUGAAGCACCCAAUGCUCAGGACUCUACUUCGAUGUCUCAGUAAUCUAGAGUCCAUGUGCCUUGACCGUUGCCACAAACUAAGGAGCCUCUCUCGUGGCAUGCGGUACCUCUCCUCACUCCAGCACCUCACCGUUUGGGAUUGCAAAGAGCUCGAUUUGUCGAAGCACGACGACAUGCAUGGCACCCAGUGGUGAUCCCUCGCAAAACUCCAUGGUCUCAGAAUCGGACAACUUCCGAAAUUAGUGACCUUACCCGAGGGAAUUCGACAUGUCACCACUCUGGAGUCUCUCGAGGUCGAAUUAUGUGAUAAUCUAAUGAGUUUGCCGGAAUGGAUUGGCAAUCUUUCUUCACUACAAGAACUUGACAUAAUUAGCGGCCUACGUUUAACGUAUUUUCCUGAUGGGAUGCGCCGCCUCACCUCCUUGAAGAAAUUGAGAAUCUUUGGGUGUCCCAUUCUGGAAGAGAGGUGUCAAAUAGAAAGAGGUGCAGAUUGGGCAAAGAUUGCGCAC
Messenger RNA from Rhodamnia argentea, 3371 nucleotides. Its product is annotated as putative disease resistance protein RGA3. The transcript has a single exon. The record is from RefSeq and is a predicted model, not a curated record. Gene Ontology annotation, molecular function: ADP binding. Bases 165 to 3056 code for a protein of 963 amino acids. Lineage: Eukaryota; Viridiplantae; Streptophyta; Magnoliopsida; Myrtales; Myrtaceae. Gene Ontology annotation, biological process: defense response to other organism.